AUGACAGCCCUACUUCCAAUUGGAUUAGUCCUCCUCACUGCCGUCCAGGCAUGGGACUACGGAUUACCCUACUACCCAGCACCGCACUAUUUCGAUCAGUCGCAGUCGCCCCUUGAGUACCCAUGUCCAGCAUCGGGUCCCGAAAGUCUCGUCUGUGCCGGAGCCCCCGGCGCCCAGCCAUCCACCUUUCCCAGUCCCUGCGAAGUCCAGCGAUUCAGAGCCCUCACUGGCAUAGACUGGCAGAUCAUCCAUGAGAACAGGUGCGAAACGCUGGAGGUCUGUCCGGAUAACUGCCAGGAUCAGUACAGUCCCGUCUGCGGAAAGUACAAGGACACCAGGCGCAACUUCCGGAGCGAGUGCGAACUGCAGCUGGUCAAGUGCCGCACAGGACAUCCCUGGAGAAAGCAUCACGAUGGUCCCUGUGAAAGUAGAUAUCCAGUGGGUCAGUCGCCUCGCGUUCAAAGCUACAAUCCGUAUGCGAUCAACCCGUAUCAGCCGCACUACGGAUCUUCUGGAUCAUAUGGCUCUUACGGUCCCAGUCCAGCACAAGGACCCUAUGGAUCCCAAGCUCCUUACGGCUUCCAAGGACCUCAAGGAUCAUACGGUCCCUAUGGAUCGCAAUCUCAGCCUCAGGGUUAUCCACAAAGAUCAUUCGUCUCCCCAAAGCCCACUUACGAGGCGCCAGUUUAUAACCCCUAUAAGAUUACGUGGGAGAACCUGCCCACCGAAUUUGCCGUAACAUCCAAGCCUUAUCCCACUACCACCUACGAGUCUUCGACAAUUACUGCCACCACCACCAUCACCACCACACCACAACCUGCGACAGAAGGCACAACUGUCCCUAUAAUCACCACCACACCUAAACUUGAAGGGGCAGUAACAACAGAAGCCUCGAGUGGAACCCAAAGUCCCCGGCAGAAUAUAAAGGUGAAUGCAGUGGUGGAAGAGUCAGCAAAAACAACUACGCCUUCUUCGUCGAGAGUCACGGAGCCCAGUUCUACAGAGUCCAGUGUCACGGCUCCACCUUUGAAAAAAUUCAUAACGACUGCCACUCCAGAGCAUGCCACUACCACGGCGAGAAUUUCAGGACCCUCUCUUUCGAUAAACGCCGUAAAGGUACCCGAGCAGGAAGCUGAAAACACCACUGAACAGAUCACUACCACAGAGUCGAGUACCGCCAAAUCGCAACCAAGCUAUCAAACUUAUCCAUCCUAUAUAAAAUCUCCAGUCACUACAGACGCUCCUGAGGUUGAAGAAGCUACCAAGGUGUCUCUGGAUAAAGUCUUCAAAGUAAAUGCAGUUCAGGAGAGUACUGAAAAGGCAGCUGCAAAUACCACUGAGAAGACCACUGAGAAGAUAACUACUUUGGAAUCAAGUACGCCUAAAGCCCAACCAACAUACCCAUCGUAUCCAGCCUAUCCAUCUCCAAGUGUUUAUAAAACAUAUUCAGUCGUAAGCUCUACUGAGAUUCCAGUGACUGAAGAGGAGGACAAUGAGACAACUGAGAUAACCUUAGAUAGGGUAUUCAAAGUAAAUGCAGCUCAGGAAAGCACUGAGAAGACAGUUGCAGAGACUACUGAAAAGGAAAGUAGCACGCCCAAAGUAUCACCGUCUUACCCAACAUAUCCAACUUAUCAAUCUUCAAAUGUCUAUAAAACUUAUCCAGUCUAUGAAUCAACUGCGACUCCAAAGGAUGAAGAUGAGAAUACGACAACUGCAAUAACAUUAGACAAAGUAUUCAAAAUAAAUGCAGUGAAGGAGAGUACCGAAAAAGCAGCUGUAAAGACAACCUCAGAACCAAGUACUCCUAAAGCUGAACCGACCUAUCCAUCGUAUCCCACUUAUCCAUCACCAAGUGUUUCUUCAGUCUUUAAUACCACUGCAAUUCCUGAGGAUGAGAAAAAUACUAAGGUGUCUCUAGACAAGGUUGUAAAAAUAAAUGCAGUGCAAGAAAGUACUGAGAAGAUAGCGGAGAAUAACACUGAUAUAAAAUCUAGCACAGAAGCAAGUACACCUAAAGCCCAAUCCAACUACCCAACAUAUCCAACUUAUUCAUCUCCAAGUGCUUAUAAAGAAUAUUCGGUAUAUGAACCAACUGAGUCUCCAGUGGAUGAAGAGGACGAUGAGGCAACUGAGAUAUCACUAGACAGGGUUUUCAAAGUAAAUGCAGUGAAGAACACCACUGAAAAGGCAGCUGAAGCGACGACUGAGAAGAUAACUACCCCGGAAUCCAGCACUCCUAAAACCGAAAACACCUAUUCAUCAUAUCCAACUUAUAAAAAAUCUACUAAAGCCCCUGAGAAUGAAAAAACAACCAGGGCAGCUUUAGAUAGAGUAUUCAAAGUAAAUGCACUGCAGGAAUCCACUGAGAAGACAGCUGAAGAGACCACAGAUAGUGUCUAUAAAAAGUAUUCAGUAUAUGAAACUACUGAGACUCCAGAGGAAGAAGAGACAGAGGACGAGGCAGCCACUGAAAGUCCUUUGGAAAGAGCCAUUAAGAUCAAUGCGGUUGCGGAAUCAUCUUCGGAAACCAGUCAAAACUCUACCGCCGCACCGACUUCUACCCCGGAUAUCCUAACUAGUAUUCUCUCAGGAAUCGGAAAUGGACUUAAUAUUACCUCUACUAAUAGUACAGAGAAGGACUCGGAGGAUGUGCCCAAGAUCGUGAGGACAGAAAGUGUCGGUGAGAAUGGUACGGUGGUGAAUUUGGAGGUGACUGGCAAGAACGGACCCAAGAAGUUAAAUCUCCAUACAAAUAGUUCCGACAAAUCGAGCAAUAUAUUUUUCAUAUUUUUUGAUAGUUUCAACUGAGUAUGUUUCCGAGUGUCCAACCAUAAUCGAUUUUACCAGAUAAGAUAAUGUUGCUAAUCCCGUUGCUGUUAAUAGUGUAAAGUUUAGGAAAUUAUAUGCAUAAAGUGUUGUGUUUGAAA
Drosophila rhopaloa is the source of this 2930-nucleotide messenger RNA. RefSeq names its product proteoglycan 4. The record is from RefSeq and is a predicted model, not a curated record. Gene Ontology annotation, molecular function: protein binding. Bases 1 to 2811 code for a protein of 936 amino acids. Lineage: Eukaryota; Metazoa; Arthropoda; Insecta; Diptera; Drosophilidae. The transcript is spliced from 4 exons.